GAAGACGACAGUGUCUGAUUUUGGAGCCAGGGGCGAGUGCAAUUGAAAUGCAUAUCUUGGCCGAUCUAGAAAAGAUCUUUGACUGGAAUGGCCUGGAGCCACAGUGCUGUGUCUUUAAGCACACUAUAGCCCCAAGGGAGGUGUUCUUGUCGCUCAGGCCGCACUAGCCAAUCAGGUCCUUCUGACCUGCCAGUCAGAAGCGGUGUCGAGCUCUUCCGGGCAGCCGCCUUCAGACUCGGCUUUGCCUUGGCGCUGGCGACAGUGUUUUUGUGUGCUGCGAUGACGUUGCUGCUGCAGGGAGAUGAUGAACUGAGAACUUUGGCGAUCUGGAAAACCACAACAUGUUAUACAUAUUCCCAACAGAAAGCUCUUAUUUACACUGCAUGGCCAGACAGACUGUGAGUGAGUAACCAUGGCAACACUCUGCUGGGAGCCAGGCUCUGGUGCUGUGCAGAGGGCAGUGACCUAUGAUGAUGUGCAUAUCAACUUCACUCAGGAAGAGUGGAAUUUGCUAGAUGCUUCCCAGAAGAAUCUCUACAAAGAUGUGAUGCUGGAGACCUACAGGAACCUCGCUACUAUAGGAUGCAUUUGGGAAGACCAUAAUAGUGAAGAACAUUGUCCAUGUUCUAGAAGACAUGAAAGGAUUGAAAGAAUUCAAACUGGAGAGAAACUUUCAGUUUACCUUCAGUGUGGUAAACCCUUGACAUAUGACAGUCACCUUAAAUGGAAUGAAAAAACAAAGACUGGAGAGAAACCCUAUGAAUGUAAUCAGUGUGGUAAGGUCUUUUCAGGUCACAGUAAUCUACAAAAGCAUAAAAGGACACAUACUAGAGAAAAACCCUAUGGAUGUUAUCAGUGUGGUAAGGCCUUUGAUUGUCACAGUGAUCUUCAAAGGCAUGAAAGAACACACACUGGAGAGAAACCCUUUGAAUGUAAUCAGUGUGGAAAGGCCUUUGCACAGCAAAGUGGUCUUCAGAAGCAUCAAAGAACACAUACUGGAGAGAAACCCUAUAAAUGUAAUGAGUGUGGGAAGGCCUUUGCAGUACACCGUACACUUCAAUUGCAUCAAAGAACACAUACUGGAGAGAAGCCUUAUGAAUGUAAUCAGUGUGGGAAGGCCUUUGCACAGCACAGUGGUCUUCAAAGUCAUAAAAGAACACAUACUGGAGAGAAGCCUUAUGAAUGUAAUCAGUGUGGGAAGGCCUUUGCAGAGCUGAGUGGUCUCCAAAAUCAUAAAAGAACACAUACCGGAGAGAAGCCCUAUAAAUGUAAUGAGUGUGGGAAGGCCUUUGCAGUGCACCGUACUCUUCAAUUGCAUCAAAGAAGACAUACUGGAGAGAAGCCCUAUGAAUGUAAUCACUGUGGGAAGGCCUUUGCACAGCACAGUGGUCUUCAAAGUCAUAAAAAAACACAUAUUGGAGAGAAACCUUAUGAAUAUAAUCAGUGUGGUAAGGCCUUUGCAGAGUACUUUGCAACUGCAUAAAAGAUCACACUGGAAAGAAACCCUAUGAAUGUAAUCAGUGUGGUAAGGUCUUUGCAGUUCACAGUAAUCUUAAGAGGCAUAAAAGAUCUCACUCUUGGUAGAAACCCUACGAAUGUAAUCAGUGUGAUAAGACCUUUCCUGGUUAUUGUAUUCAUCAAGUGCAUAAAACAUACUGGAGAGAAACCCUAUGAUCAUAAUCAGUGUGGUAAAGCCUUUGCAUAACACAGUCACCCUAAUGUCAUCAAAGAACUGUAGAAAGAGCUGUUGGCAGCAUUCCUGCUGCCCGGCUCUUAGCCACCUGGCUAGCUUAUGCCCCAAAAUAACAACACACAAACUGUAUUCUUUAAACACUGCCUGGCCCAUUAGCUCUAGCCUCUUACUGGCUAACUCUCACAUCUUGACUAACCCAUUUCUAAUCAUCAGUGUGGCUUACUGGGAAGGAUUCUAGCCUACGUCCAUCUUGGGCCAGAGCUUCCUUGCAUCUGACCCAGAGAGGAGAGGCAUGGCGAUUGCCUCACUUCCUCCCAGCAUUCUGUUCUGUCUACUCCACCCACCUAAGGGUUGGCCUAUCAAAUGGGCCAAGGCAGUUUCUUUAUUAACCAAUGAAAUCAACAGAUUGACAUAUGACCUUCCCACAUCAAAGAACAAAUACUGUAGCGAAACAGUUUGAAUAAAAUCAAUGUGGUAAAACCUUUUUAUUUCUUAUUAUUUUCAAAAGCACAAAAGAAUACACACUGGAGAGGAAUCCUACAAAUGUCAUCAGUGUGGUAGGGCCUUUGCACAUCACUGUCAUUUUCAAAGGCAUAAAAUAACACACAGUAGAGAGAAACCCUUUGAUUUUAUACAGUGUGCUAAGAUCUUUGCAGAUCACAGUAAUAUUCACAGGCAUAAAAAAACACAUGCUGGUGAGAAACAGUAUGAAUGAAAUCAGUGUCAUAAAGCCUUUUUAUGUCUUAUUCAUCUUCAAAUGUACAAAAGUACACAUUCUGGAAAGAAACUGUGAAUGUAAUUUGUGUGGUAAAUCCUUUGUCACAAUAAUCUCCAACUACAUGAAAUAAACCCUCCUGGAGAGAAACUGAAUUUAAUGAGUGUAGUUUUCAAAAUCAUGAGAAAAAAUCAUAUUGUAGUGAAACUCUUAAAUGAAUUCAGUGUACUACUGUUUUCCACUUUAUACUGGAGUAAAACUUUUUGGUGAUCAGUCUGAUAAUGUUUUUCCAUAUUUCAAUAGUCUUUGGGUACCUGAAGAAGAAAUUGAGGGUUUAUUCUAAAUUAUUUUUUAAGAUAUUAAGCCAAUACACUUAAAGUCAGUUAAUCAACAUUUAUUCUGUAGAAAAAUUUGAUAGUGUCAAUGAUCUGUUCAAGCAUUAUGAUACCUCUUUAUUUUGUUUGCACCAGCAAACUGAUGGCCAAAACCUAAUUUAUGAAUAUAUGAAGUCUUAUGGUUAGGAGAAAGGUCCUUUCAAAGAAACAUACCCUGGUCCUGAAAUGAAAUCCAAAGGAAACACUUUGGCCCUGAAUCUAGAGCUAGUUAAAGAAACAACAUCACCCCCAAAACAGAGCCAAAUGUUAAAAAGUGCCAGUGUAGGAAAGACACUUUGAAUCUAUUAUAUUUGAGUCUAUUUAUAUCAGUUUGAAGUCUGAAAUAGGCACAAACUCAUAAAGAAGAAAUCCCUAUUCAUGAAAACAGUUUGUUAAUGAAUUUAGACUUCACAGUUGUCUUUAGCUUCAAGAAUAAUUGUUUCUCUUCAUAGCCUUAAAGUAAGCAAAUUAUGUACCAUGUUCACUCCAGACUGGUGGAGGAGAUCAUGGCAGUGUGGUUUCUAUUUUGAAGCAUGAGAUAGUCACUAAAGUGUGCUCUGUGUGUGGCAAAUCCAUUUAGUGAAGUUUGUCUUGUAGUCCUUAUAUUCCUUCUGUGACUUUUGUUCAGCUUCUGUUGUGCCUGUACCUAGUGAUAGGUAUUUUUCUACUGUAAUGUAUAGAAUGGAGCCUCCAUCGUAUGAUUGUCCCAUUGGUUAUUGAAAUAUCAGGCCAUGUUUGAUCAUGCUUUACACAUAAGGGUGGUGGGUUCUUGUUCCUGACUUUGAUUUUCAUGUUUUCACAAAUUCCCUUGAAAUUUUGUUUGUUAUUCAUCUUAGCUCAUAUGUCAGUAAGGAUUCAGGGAUACAUUUGAACUCAUGAUGUUUAUGUGUUUUCCUCUUGAGUACAAGUCCAAGGGUAGAUGAUGAACUCCCAAUGUGUGCUGUUUCUUCAAGUGACUUAUCAAUGUUAAUGUUAAAAUGACUGAUAAAAGAAAUUAUAAGAAACAAAUACCUGAUGUGUGUAUUUAAAGAAAUAUUUUAAUUUAUCUUAUAUAGAUGUAAUAAAGUAUGAUAGUCAGCCAUCAACUGUGUAUCUACUAUAAAAAGAUGGGUUCAGAAAGCAGCCUUUUUUUACAGCCUAACAAACACCUUCUCUGGCUGUGGUCUCAGCUAGCCGAUAAGCUUUUGUGCCCCAUAAUGUUUUUUUUUUUUAAUUUUUUUUCAAUUUUUAUUUUUAAGUUUGCGUCUGAUUUCCCUAGAAUCUGGUUUCUAGAAUAAGUUAUGCUUCUGGUUUAUGAGACUUUGGGGGUCUGUCCCCAUAUUUGCCUGACCCCCCUGGACCCAACAUUUUGGUGGUUUGUAUGGGGAUAUGCAAACCUCAUUCUUAGGGGACAUCCCAGUCUCCGGUUUUUGGCAAAGUUUAUUAUUCUGUUUUUGCUCAUUGGUAAGUUUGUGGUUCUGGUGACUGAUGUCUGGACAGUCUGGAUGCUCAAUUAGAUAUAGUGGACAUGCUUUUUAAAAAAAUAUUUAUUUAUUUAUUAUGUAUACAAUAUUCUGUCUAUGUGUAUGUCUGCAGGCCACAAGAGGGCACCAGACCCCAUUACAGAUGGUUGUGAGCCACCAUGUGGUUGCUGGGAAUUGAACUCAGGACCUUUGGAAGAGCAGACAAUGCUCUUAACCUCUGAGCCAUCUCUCCAGCCCCUGUGGGCAUGCUUUUAACCUCAGAGAUGAAGGAAAAUGUGGGAUGGUUUCAUUUCUCCUCUGGUUAGAACUGGAAUGAGAUGACAUGGCCCAACAGGCAGCAUUCCCUCUUCUGUGUCCGCUGGCUUCUUGUCUCCCCAUUUUUAUUUUCUGGUUCUAUUUGUUGUCAGUCUUCUCAUUGUGAUCAUGUGUGAAGGAAUUUUCAUUAUGGGGAAACGCUUCUUCCAAACCUCAGGCUCCCAUGGACCUUGUCCUUUCUCA
Molecule: messenger RNA, 4743 nt
Organism: Alexandromys fortis (reed vole)
Lineage: Eukaryota; Metazoa; Chordata; Mammalia; Rodentia; Cricetidae
Product: zinc finger protein 120-like
Exons: 5
Coding region: 413-1483 (356 amino acids)
Biological process (GO): negative regulation of transcription by RNA polymerase II
Molecular function (GO): DNA-binding transcription repressor activity, RNA polymerase II-specific
Source: RefSeq, a predicted model, not a curated record